Messenger RNA from Vigna unguiculata (cowpea), 606 nucleotides. It is a transcript of the gene POLD4, whose product is annotated as polymerase delta 4. Gene Ontology annotation, biological process: DNA-templated DNA replication; DNA synthesis involved in DNA repair. Gene Ontology annotation, cellular component: delta DNA polymerase complex. NCBI's taxonomy places the organism in Eukaryota, Viridiplantae, Streptophyta, Magnoliopsida, Fabales, Fabaceae. Gene Ontology annotation, molecular function: DNA-directed DNA polymerase activity. The record is from RefSeq and is a predicted model, not a curated record.
AUCCCUAAGACAUUUUCAAAAUUCAAAUUUGAAAAGAGCUGUAGAGAGAAGAGAGAAUGGCGUCAGUGACCGGAAACAUGAAGGGUUUUUACCGACAGAGGAAAACCACCGCUACGAAGAAAUCUUCCAAAAAAUCUCCGAUCCACACCGCCAUUCCGGGCUCUACUGGGGUCCAAACGCCGGCCACCACCGCUAACGGUGGAAAACCGGACCUCCAAUCUGAGUGCAAUGAGAGCGAGGUGGUGUUGCGGCAAUUCGAUUUGAACAUGGCUUAUGGGCCCUGCGUCGGGAUAGCGCGACUUGCACGGUGGGAGCGUGCUCAGAGGCUCGGUUUGAACCCUCCGCAGGAAAUCGAGGGUCUCUUGAAGAGUGGGAAAGUUCAGAUGGAGUCCUUGUGGGGUGGUCGCAUUUAGGUUUACUUUUCUGUGGAAAGAAAAAAAAAAUGAAAUCCAAUAGCGUAUAUGUGUAUUUAGGUUUUGCUCCGGAAACUCAGCUUCUGGCUGUGUUCCUUGUUAUGUGACUCUGAACUAAACAUUAUGACUGCAAAAUGUUGAUGUUUUCUUGCUUCCUCUUGUCAGCUAUGAAAUCAUGUUUUUUUCUGUGUUA